GAAGUAAGACAAUCUCCCGAAAAGCCCACGCCUGCCGACAUGGCCGGGAAAACCGCGCAAGACAAAGGCGCGAAAGGAGGGAAGGGGAAGAAAGACGGCAAGAGCGGAGUAGACCCGAGGUCCUUGAAGGAGGAGUCGGAGGCCGAAAGGGCCAAAGCCGCAGCGGCGCUAUGGGAGGCCAGGUUGGAGGUAACGGAGAUCUCCCGCAAAGAGUACCGCGAGGCUGCUCGCCGCCUCGCCCGGGACAACGAACAGCUGGAACGGCAGCAGCGGCGGCUGGAGAAAGAUACGGUCGACGUGAUGUCCUUCCUCAAGAAACAAGAGGCGGAAAAGGAAGACUUGAUUGAGAAGUUGAAACAGCAGGUGAAUGAAUUGAAGCUCAGAGCAAAAGAAGAAAGCGAACAAGCGGCAGAACUAUUUGCCAAACAGUUAGAAGAGUUGGAGGAGAAAUUUCAUGGAAAGGCUAAGGAAAUUGGUCUAAUUCAGAUUGAACUUAAGAUGAUCAAAGAAUUUCGCAAAAAGAAAGCGCUUUUGGAGAAAGAAUUAGAAGAUCUGAAAGAUACCUUGGAUAUCACAAAAAGAGAACAUCAGGAAACUAUUAGUAUGUUGGAGAAAAAGUUCAUUGAAGAAAAGCAACGGCUGGAAAGAGAAGCAGAGAAGAAGAUUAUAAUGCUGGCUGAAAGAGCCCAUCAUGAAGCCAUUGCGCAGUUGGAUAAUGCUGGACGAGCAGUUUUUACAGAGAAUGUUCGUCUUCAAGAGGCUCUGGCUUAUCACAUGAAAGAGACAGAAGAGUUAAAAAAUAUCAAGGAAAAAUUGGAAGAGAGCAAUGCCUUCCACUUGCAGGAAAAGGAAACCAAAGACCUUAUGAUUAAGGAGAAGAUUCUACAAAUUACUCAGCAGAAAACACUAAUCCAGGAGCUUCAAAACAAGGUUAAAAAACUAGAAGAAGCAGUUAAUUAUAUGGCUGCAGAAUUUAAAAUAGAAAUAAAAAAAACAGAAGAGAAGGCUUUGGUACAGAAUCAAGCAGCUUGGACAGAAAUUGAAAAGCUGGAGCAGCUGCUGAAAAUGAAAGAAAGAGAAAUGAGUAGAGUGAAGAAAUUAGCCAGGAACAUCUUGAAUGAAAGGACAGAAGUGGAGAAAUUCUUCUUAGAUGCUCUGGAGCAAGUCAAACAAGAGAUUAUAAGCAGCAGGAAGUGUUACAAGCAGGUGGCCCAAGUCGCCUAUCAAAGGAAAAUGAUGGCAGCAUUUGCAGGGAAAGAGGAAUACCCCAAAAUCAGAACAUUUAAUGACAGUGCAUAUAGCACAAAUAGUGUGCAAAUGGACCUUUUGGAAGCAGAGAAAUGGACAAAUAUUCAGAAGGGGAAGGUGGACAUUUCUGAACUGACCUGGGAGCAGAAGGAAAGAGUAUUGAGGUUACUGUUUGCAAAAAUGAAUGGCUUAAAACACCGGAAACAUAGCCACGUUUUGGUUCCAGUAACACCAAGCAAUUUUAAUUUUGCAGAAACAAAAGCAUCUGAAGAUGAUGCCGUUCCUGUCUAUGCUUUCAUCACUCAGCAGGCACCAUUAUCUGAAUCAUCUCAUAAAUCAUCACCCCUCCCAGAUAUUCAGCUUAUACCACCUGAGUAGAUUAGCAUGGAUGCUAAUCACAAACUCACUGAAAUUAUAAUUAUUCUUUUCUUAACAUUUAACCACCUCAGAAGUGUAAGGUUACUCAUGCUGUAGCAAUGAAAUCACUGUUUUUGUGUGUUAUAAUCUGGCUUUACAUCAGGUCAUCUUGAAAGAUAACAUAAUUGCUUCUUUAAAGAAAUAAUUGAUGGCUUUCUUCAAAAAGUAGACACACAUUAAUUCAUUAUCUUAAGAAGUUAUUUGAAGGGUUGUGUAUUCUUGAAUAAAAUUGAUUAAAAUAUAUUCACAAGUAUUUUAAAAGCAUUUUUUGUGAAAAAGUAAUAAGGAUUCUGGUAAGGAAAUAUCUCUGAAAGGAGUGUCCAGUGGGUCUGGGGUUGUCUAAUAUGAGAUACAGAUGAACAAUUUUUUUUUCAGGUUUAUAUACUGAAUCUUUCUCUCACAUAUGAAUAUCAGGAGAUAAAAUACCAGUGGCAGAGUCUGGCAAUUUUGAUUUUUCUUAAAGACAUCUUUUAUUUUCAUCUAAGCCUUUUACUUGCUUUCAAUAUUUUCAACCAGCAUGGCCAACGAUUACCACUGAUUAAUCCAAAACAUUUACAAACCCACUGAUCAUUGUCCCUGAACAAAGGCAUGAUUUAGCAUCAUGUUCAAAUAAAAACCAGUGUUUACAGUUUGAUUUUGUAUUAGAAGGAUUUCUACUAUUAGAUUACUAGUUUGAAGAAAACCAAAAGACUUCUGAAUUUAGUAGCAUUUAUUCAUGAUUAACAUCAAUAUGCAACUUUCAAGCAUAUGGAUGAAUAACCUCUUCAGGUAAUAGUGAUCAGUUUUUAAGCACCUGUUAGGUACAAAAGCUAAUUUGAUUAGACAAUAGAAAGCAAUAGCAUAUUUUUCAAAUUUACGGAAAGAUCUUCUGAUUUUUUUAAAAAAAACUCCAUGUGAAGACCAUAUGUAGCCCAAAAUAGCAUCACUAUUAUCAUCCUCUAUCUUUACAUUUGAAUUAAAUGUAUCACUCAUAGCUAAUCAGUACAUACUAUAUUGCUGAACAACCCAGAGAUCUCAAGAUCAAUAAUAUGUAUACUUGUAUAUAAAAUCACAAACGUCUUUGUAACUAGUGCUAGAAUCUACCCUUCUCCACAUAUAUUUGACUUAAUGAAAAAUAUCACAAUCAGAUUAAGGCAAUAUUGAUAGAAUAUAUUGCCUCUAUAAAAAAUACGUUGCUUUCUUAUGCCAUUUGUUCAGCACUACUAAAACCAAAGCUCAAACACACAUCUAGUUCCAAAUAUAUUCAGUGCAUAAAUAGUAUGUAGGCACAUUCAUGUAUAAAAUUAAAAUUCAUUGAUUUUAUAUGGCUAAAGGGAACUAAAAUUCUAGUGAAGUUAAGGCUUCACUGCUUCUCGACAAGGCCAUGCUCUCAAAACAGCUCUAUGAAAUGUUCUCCUGAAUUUGCCUCUCCCGAAAUUUACUUGCCCCAUCUUAGUAUGAGAUACAAUGAUUCUAGCAUAUGCAGGGUUUCUUGCAAAAAAUAAAUCUUAAA
Thamnophis elegans (Western terrestrial garter snake) is the source of this 3157-nucleotide messenger RNA. It is a transcript of the gene BBOF1, whose product is annotated as basal body orientation factor 1. The record is from RefSeq and is a predicted model, not a curated record. NCBI's taxonomy places the organism in Eukaryota, Metazoa, Chordata, Lepidosauria, Squamata, Natricidae. Bases 40 to 1626 code for a protein of 528 amino acids. The transcript is spliced from 11 exons.